UAAAUUUAAAUAUCCUCCACAACUUCCUUCAUAUUUUACUGCAUCGGAUAAAUUUAGGAUCGACCAAGGUUGAGUAUCGUGGCGACGAUGCUAAUCGAAUCAAGGUAAAAUACUGUGUGUAUUGUAUAUGGUGAUUUUGCUUAAUUUUUGGAAAAUAUAAUAGAGCUAUAAAUAGUGAAAUUGAAUAAAAUGCAACAAGAGGUUAAAUAAUAUGUAUUUAUAGACGAUGGUAAGUUCCCUAAAAGCAGGUCCCUCGCUUUACCUUCAAGAGUACAAUAUUAUCGAUGAUUCCAGUGACGUGAAGCAACGAGUUCGUAGUACCGACGCUAUAAGUGUAAAAGUGGAUGUAGUCAGUGAUGUCAAAGAUGGAGCAUCCCAACGCGCGGUAGAUUUAAAAGAGACAACAGGUGUCAGAAAACAAGUUGGUCCUGGGAAAGAAGGCAAAUGCGAAACUGUUAUCUUUGUAGAACCGAUUGUUGAUGGUGCAACCCCUACAGCUUUAGGUUUCAAACGACUCGAAAAAAAUGUUAACGAACUUCAACAACGGUUUCAAGCAUUGGAAGAGUUAGCAACGACUCCAGAGCUUAUCGAACGACUGAAAGGUAAAAUCACCGAUCCCCUGACCGACGUUUGGCAAAUUAUCAGCAUUACCAAAAGAUUGGACGCCAGUGAACAAGGUAUUGAUAAGUUGACAAAAAUGGUGCAAGAUGUGAUGAAGGGUGACACAACACUCGCAACGGAAGACACGUCGAAGCUCGAAGAAAGACUAGUGAAUUUAGAAAACGCUUUAAACAAUUUGGAUCACGUCGUUCAGAAUUUACAAUUAAUCUCUGACGAUAGAGAGGUUGAGGCGAUAAAAAACCCUGUAAUUGCUGAAACGACCGGGGAAGAAGAAGAAGCUCAGCUUGUACAUGAAGAAAAGCAGCCCGUUAGACGAAUUACAUUAAGCGAAAUUCUAGGCGAAAUAGACAUAAGAAAAAUGCACCAGGACGUGGGUAACUUGCAAAUGGAAGUUAGCCAAAUGAAAAAUCAACUGAAAGAUUUGAACGAAAAGAUUGACAAAACAAAAACUGAACUGACCAAAGAGAUAGAAGCAAAACAACUGACUACGCAAAGGGACGAAAAUCCGGUCGAAAGAACACAGAAGGAGGAAACAGAGGAAACGACGAAGGAAAUAACACCACGUAAAGACACACCUCCAGAACCACGCACUCAGGUUGAAAAUUCGAAGGAAAUGAUAGAUUCAGAAGAAUUGAAAGACAUGAGAAAACGAAUUUCAAAAUUAGAAAAGGACGUGAUUACCAUAUCUGAUAAAGUAGACAAAGUACAAGUGUCUGGUGUUGCAGGCGCCACUAAUAUCGACAAUUUAGUCUCUAAGUAUAACGAGGUUCAAGCUGAAAUGGAGAAAUUGAAUCAAACCGCGGAUCGUCUGAUCGAUGAUCGUGAAACUCGCGAAAUGCAUCUUAAUGCGCUAUUAGAACAAGUGGAACUUUUGAAAACCAUUAAAGCCGAUAGAGAAGAUCUCGAAGAAGCUCUUGCCGAUAAAGCUGAUGCUCAGGCGAUACAUAGAAAGGUUUCUUACGAUCAAUUCGAUGCAGCUUGCGAUGAUCUCGCACACGGCCUCGAAGACGCGAUCAAUAAAUUGGGACAGCAAGAAGAGAUCUGGCAACAAGCUCUGGAUGAAGUGCAAAAGGAGAUCGAGGGAAAAGUUGAUAAAAUGGAAAUUUCUCCGCUGAAGGAUUUCGUGAAUCAUCGACUGAAAUCUCUUCAAGAUAAAUUGAAGAGGGUGGCGGAAGCGAGACAAGAUAUCGAAGCUGCCGGAACCAAAAAGAUGCUUAGGGACGUUCAAUGCAUAUCCUGCGACAAGGAUGUGGUCAUGAGAAUGGAUCCUCCCCACAAAUUUAAAGUUGAAACAUUACCAUGCACCACAAGCAUGAAGCCGUAUCUGACCUAUGAAUUGGAUCAGGUUAGAAAACAACACAGAAGGUUACCUCAUAGUAGAAAUAUGAUUCAAUUUGAAGCAGCCAUGCAGGAAGAGGCAAAGAAGCAGAAGAGCGCAAGAGCGGACACGCUUGUAAAGACUCCUAGAGAUCAUCUGUGCAAUCGAUACUGCGGUGGAAGUCACACGAUUACCACUCCUCAGCAAAGAGUAAUGCGAGUGGGCCAUUUCCUCACUGAGUGGGGACCGGAAAUAAUUCAGCUGACGGAAGGGAUGAUAAAGGGAACGGACGGUAAGAUGUAUAAAGGCCGGCGAAUGCCAGAUAAAAUCGAUGUUUGCGGACCUGCAUACUGCGACGAGCGUGGCGACGAACUUCGAUCAUCGGAUAGACAAUCGAUAACUACUAUACCAUCCUUGCGAAAGCCUGACAAGCAAAGUUCCACUGUUUCAAGAAGACGAUCGUCGAGGAGACAAUCUCGAGAAAUAACUAAGGAAGUAAUAGAAGAGUUUGCAGAGACACCGAGAACAGAGACAGAAGAUCAAUCUGAUAGAUCUGCCAGUGCACCGAUGGAUACAGUUGAACCUACAGAACAUGUUAUUCAAUACAUAGAAGAAGAGGAACUGGGAGAACAAGACUAAAUGAGAUUCUAAUUAUUCACUGUAAAGUAUUCUAAAUAUUUUUAUGAAGUGCUUGUUCUAAGGUCUUGUAUCUAGUUCAGUGAAUGAUAUAAUACAAUAUAUUACAUACAUAGAAAUAUUAUAAAAUUAAUCUAAAAUUCAUAAUAUUUAUUUGCAAUUUGUUAUUAUAUUUUUAUCUACAUUAU
Bombus terrestris (buff-tailed bumblebee) is the source of this 2763-nucleotide messenger RNA. RefSeq names its product glutamine-rich protein 2. The transcript is spliced from 12 exons. Lineage: Eukaryota; Metazoa; Arthropoda; Insecta; Hymenoptera; Apidae. Bases 227 to 2578 code for a protein of 783 amino acids. The record is from RefSeq and is a predicted model, not a curated record.